UCUUUCAUAGAAUCCAAGUGAUUUAGCUUAUGCCACGUUGGGUAGCUUUGUAUUCAUCCAUCCAUCCAUCUAUCUAAUUACUCAUUGGACAUAUACAGAUAUUUAUUUAUUUAUUUGACGCAUAAAAUGUUUUUUCCCCCAAACAGAAUCGAACCAGCUGCGGUGUUAAAACACACCACUGUCUGUUUUUAAUAAAUCUGCGUGAACAUUUGGUAUUGCUUGACCCUGGUCUAUACUUUUAUAUAUUCUCAGUAACUGUUAUAAAUCGUAAUGGAUAAUCGCAAUCCUCGUUAAACAGUGUCAUUCACAUGAAAAAAAAAGGAGAAGAGAAGAAAAUCCUGCUUUUGAGAAGCUUUUUAACCACUACAGCACCGACCUCCUGUUCACAAAAGCCUGGACAAGAGAAAAGGUUUCGGUACCAGCAAAUGGUUAACUGCUUUUCAAAAGUUUUUCCCCCUCAGUGUGUUUGGUGGGCUGUACGUUAGAUUCCAUACACGCGCGCGCACACACACACACACACACACACACACACACACACUCUGUGCACAGCCCUUGGUUUUUGAUGCUAGGAAGAUGAUGUUUGACUGUGCAUUUUUGUUGUAAGUCCAUGAACACGUUUGUUGUGGAUAAAUGGAAUAGUUUUGAGGGAAACACAGAGAAUGGAGAGAUUGGACACGUGUGAUCCGUACAGCCGCCCGGCGCGCAGGACACAAUGGAUAGUGAGCACACUGGCUUACCAUUACGGAUUGGACCGCGGCGUGGAGAAUGAGAUCAUAGUCCUCGCUACUGGUCUGGAUCAGUACCUGCAGGAGAUUUUUCACCACCUGGACUGCCAGGGCGACGGCAAAAUCCCUGCCGAGGAUUUCCAGAUCUUGUGUGAAAUCCUAGGGCUGAAUAAAGAGAUCGAGGCGGAGGAGUGCGCGGGCAUUUUGGACAGUUUGCCGAGUGAGUUUACCUUCCGCCAAUUCCACGCCAAACUGUGCGGCUACUUUAGCACCAAGGCGGGCUGCCACUACGCAGAAGGGCGGCUGCUGGUGGGCAGAGAGAGCGAGCACAUUGAGACGCAGAUCCGCCUCCGGAGCCCGCUGAGACGCAGGGAGAAGCUGUUGAGUUCGGGCUCCGGGAGGCGCACCAGGGCCUCCACACCUGCAUCUGAUCAGCACAAUUCAGGAUGCAGACAAGGCUCGUGUACACGCGAGUGUUAUGAGGACAUUGUGGCUUUGGAGGAAGCAGAGGACAGGAUAGCCAAGCUGGAGGAGGAAAACGCAAGUCUUCGGGAAUUGGUGGAGGACAUGCGAGCUGCUCUUCAGAGCUGUGAUGCACGCUCUUUGGCAUUGCAAGUUGGACUGUGGAAGAGUCAUGUGAAACACAGGCCAGACAGUGGCUGCUUUAUUGCCCAUCAUAAGUGUAUGACUCAGAAACCGACUACUCAGGGCAGUAUGAAAAGACUUAAAGACUUUUUAACAGAGACUGAAGUAACUCUGAAUUCUGAGCAGGUUGAGGAUGUCCUGCUUCUAAACAAGAAGCAGGAGCAAGAGUUGCGUGUUUCUAGGGAGUCUGUGUUGUUGCUUGAGGAGUGCAACAGAACCCUGAAGAAGGAGCAGGUGGAGAUGAGGAAGAAAGUGGAGGAAGCCAGGGAGGCUCUGCUGAGUGGUUUGAGCAAAGUAAAAGAGCUGGAAACCAAAGCUAGCCAUGUGCCUGUCCUGCAAAGACACGUGCAGCAGCUGGAAAUGGAACUUCUGUAUUACAGGGCUGAGGUCCCCAAAGUGCCCGUGUCUAAAGUGUUCAGCAGCACAGAAGAGCUGCAGUACAGGGGCAACAUGCGCCAGAGCAGCCGAUGUUGUCUGGAUACACAGCGAGACCGUGGCUCUCCAACAGGCCAUGCAGAGACCAAUCACGACAACAUGGAGGAGCAGCUCUUCCGCUCAGUGGAGGGUCAGGCAGCAUCAGAUGAAGAGGAGGAGAGGUGGACAGGAGAGCAGCAGAGACAAGUGGAUGAGGUGAAGAAGAUUCUUACCAGGCUUUCCUGCUGUGGAGACAGGUGUGAUGAGAGAGCUUUAAAGAAGCUGCUGUCUCACUGGGGUGAAUCGUGGGCGGAGGAAAGCCACACUGCAGUUCUGCAGCUGUUGGAACGAGUGACUCGUCUCCACAAACAGCUGGAGAUGAGAGAGAGCCAGGGCUGGAAAUCUGAGACUGACUCUGAGCAGGUCAAGGACUCAUUAGUGCAGGAGCUACAGCAGAAAGCUGAGGAGACAGAGCUCCUCCAGAGAGAACUGCAGAUGCUGGAGACGGAGAGGGUGCGCCUGUCAUUGGUUGAGGAAAAGCUUAUGGAUGUGCUGCAGCUCCUCCAGCAGCUCAGAGAUCUGAAUGUGUCGAGGAGAUCCCUUGGGAAGAUCUUGCUGAGUACGCUGGAGUCUUGCAGUGAUCCCCAUCAUGGAAAGGCUCAUAUUCUGGAGGUGCUAAAUGCUCUUUGUCAUGAACUGGCUGCAUGUGAGAUACUCUCGAGUAGUGGCACAUCAGAGAAUCCGCAGAGUCACUCAUCUCUCACAAACUCACUUCUCAUCUCCUGCUGAACAGCUGGCCAAGCCAUGAAAAAUUACUUUGUGCAGAAAUGUAUUGUCUGAUUCUUUUCCUCUGUGUUGUUUAGUCUUUUGUAAUUAAUUGUUUAUAUUUCUGUGUUUAAAGUUUGUCCUCUCGCUGUA
Messenger RNA from Silurus meridionalis, 2702 nucleotides. RefSeq names its product EF-hand and coiled-coil domain containing 1 (gene efcc1). The transcript has 8 exons. The record is from RefSeq and is a predicted model, not a curated record. The coding region runs from base 660 to 2573 and encodes 637 amino acids. NCBI's taxonomy places the organism in Eukaryota, Metazoa, Chordata, Actinopteri, Siluriformes, Siluridae. Gene Ontology annotation, molecular function: calcium ion binding.